Mustela lutreola (European mink) is the source of this 1086-nucleotide messenger RNA. It is a transcript of the gene SIX3, whose product is annotated as SIX homeobox 3. Gene Ontology annotation, molecular function: RNA polymerase II cis-regulatory region sequence-specific DNA binding; DNA-binding transcription factor activity, RNA polymerase II-specific. NCBI's taxonomy places the organism in Eukaryota, Metazoa, Chordata, Mammalia, Carnivora, Mustelidae. Gene Ontology annotation, biological process: eye development; brain development; regulation of transcription by RNA polymerase II. The coding region runs from base 1 to 1011 and encodes 336 amino acids. The transcript is spliced from 2 exons. Gene Ontology annotation, cellular component: nucleus; transcription regulator complex. The record is from RefSeq and is a predicted model, not a curated record.
AUGGUAUUCCGCUCCCCCCUAGACCUCUAUUCCUCCCACUUCUUGUUGCCAAACUUCGCCGAUCCUCAUCACCGCUCCCUACUUCUGGCGAGUAGCGGCGGCGGGAACGGUGCGGGCGGCGGCGGCGCGGGCGGCGGCGGCGGCGGCGGCGGCGGCGGCGGGAACUGUGCGGGAGGCGGCGGUGCUGGCGGAGCAGGCGGCGGCGGCAGCGGCGGCGGCUCCAGGGCCCCCCCGGAAGAGUUGUCCAUGUUCCAGCUGCCCACCCUCAACUUCUCGCCGGAGCAGGUGGCCAGCGUCUGCGAGACGCUGGAGGAGACGGGCGACAUCGAGCGGCUGGGCCGCUUCCUCUGGUCGCUGCCCGUGGCCCCCGGGGCGUGCGAGGCCAUCAACAAGCACGAGUCGAUCCUGCGCGCGCGCGCCGUGGUCGCCUUCCACACGGGCAACUUCCGCGACCUCUACCACAUCCUGGAGAACCACAAGUUCACCAAGGAGUCCCACGGCAAGCUGCAGGCUAUGUGGCUCGAGGCGCACUACCAGGAGGCCGAGAAGCUGCGCGGCCGCCCGCUUGGCCCGGUGGACAAGUACCGCGUGCGCAAGAAGUUCCCGCUGCCGCGCACCAUCUGGGACGGCGAGCAGAAGACGCAUUGCUUCAAGGAGCGGACUCGGAGCCUGCUGCGGGAGUGGUACCUGCAGGACCCCUACCCCAACCCCAGCAAGAAACGCGAACUGGCGCAGGCCACCGGCCUCACUCCCACACAAGUAGGCAACUGGUUUAAGAACCGGAGGCAGCGCGACCGCGCCGCGGCGGCCAAGAACAGGCUUCAACACCAGGCCAUCGGGCCGAGCGGCAUGCGUUCGCUGGCCGAGCCCGGCUGUCCCACGCACGGCUCCGCAGAGUCGCCGUCCACGGCAGCCAGCCCCACCACCAGCGUGUCCAGCCUGACGGAGCGCGCGGACACCGGCACCUCCAUCCUCUCGGUAACCUCCAGCGACUCGGAAUGUGAUGUAUGAUAGCCAAGGCCGCCCUCCUCCCCCUCCCCCUCCUUCCCCUCCUCCUCCUCACCCUCCUCCUCUUCCUCUUCUUCC